ACCAACUCUGACCUCGCUCCUCACGCAGUCUCAGCAAAGCCAAGCGCCAGUGCAGACUUCUUUCCUUCGCAAGAGUCCAACUAAGUCAGUCAAAGUCCACAGUCAAUUGACCUUUUUUUCCCACUCGUCCACCUCCACCACCACCGCCACCACCACUACCUACCUAACCACAAUCUCCUCGCUUUGCACACGCACACACACACACACACACGCGCGCUACGAGCAGUACGUUGUCCACCGUCACCACCACCACUAGCAUCAUUUUCAUCAUCACCAUCUUCCUCAAUCAAGAUGCCUACGCAGCUACCAUCGAGCUUUGCCUCUGCGGCCGCCGGCCAAACCACCAGAGGAGACGCCAGAUCCGGUGCCCGAGGCGAUUCCGUCCGAGGUGCGGGCAGCGGCGAAUGGGCUCGUUCGAACGGCACCAGAACCUUCCGCCGCUCAUCCACCACGCCCUUCAACAACCAGUCUGCCGCCGCUAGCAACCCGACUGAUGCCACACAGAACCCCGCUCUAGACAGUAACAGCAUCAACAACAUUAGCGCCGCCUCGCAACCCGCUCCUCCCGCGCCCGACCAGCACCAGCAGCAGCAGAACAACCAGCAGCAGCAGCAGAACACGGGUCCCCUCCGCUACUCCAAGGACGAACUCUACGAGAUCUACAAGCAUAGUGCCGAGGCAGCCAACAACAUCGACAUGUCGUCUCUCUUUGCGCCCUCGUGGAAUCCCAACCAGACUAACGGCACAGCUUCGCGCGUGUGGGGCAAGACCAGCGAUUCCCCGCACGUCCCCCAAGAUCCUACCGUCUGUUGGGAUCCGAACGGCACCGUCAAGCCCAUCGGCCUCGAGCCCAUGACUGCGGAGGAGCGCGACAUGUUUGCCACCGACGUGAACUCGACCUUGAAGCCGCCCCAGCAGCAGAACAAGGAGGGCGUGCAGGGUAUACAGAACGGCGGGCGCAAGACCUCCAUUAGCGCCAACACGAGCAACUUCUCCACAGCUUCGCCCGCCACUGCUUCGAGACCCGCCACCCGACGCCGCGAGACCGUCGAUACGAAUCCCUUUCCAAGCUCGGCCGUUGCCUCCCCGACCACCGCCGGCCGUUUCCCCCGAGACGAUCCCUGGCUCCCUCGCCGGAACACCGAUCUGAGGGACUCCAUCGCCGACGAGCCCGCCGAAGAGACCCUCCCGACGAGAUCGCAGCCUUUCGGUCUCACUAGGUCCAAUACUGCUGGGUCCAGUGCCUUUGGCAGCUCUGCCUCGCUGUGGGGUCCCGCCGCGACCACCCCCGGCGCGGGCAUCGGUGCUUUUGGUAGCUUCGCCCUGAACACCACGUCCGCGAUCGGGGAAAAGCGUUUUGGUGGCACGGGGGGAAGUCGUCUGGCCCAUUUGAUUCCCAAAGACUCGAACGAUAGUGUGGCUGCCAAUAAGGGAAACGAGUCUGCUCCCGGUACUGAUACCAACCGUGGUUGGAGACCCCGCCAGCGUACUGAUACUGACCCCUUUGGGCCUGACGACAGUCUGACCGGCAGCGCUAUCCUCGGCGGGGCGCAGGACAACAGUCCGCCCGCGUCGUCUCUCCAGCGCAGCGGCGUCUUCGAUACUCCUGUCAAGGGUAACAGCGGCGAUUUCGGCAUGUCGGCUCUCAAUCUCGGCAACAACCAGAGCGAGCAGGGAAACGGGCCCGCCAGCCCCUCCGAAACGAACCCGUAUCGCAGCCCGCUAGCCGAGCGUGGCGAUGAGGGCCAUGACGACGCCGAGAUCGAUCGACUUACCCACAAUGCUGCCGGGUCCGAGCCGCAGUCCAACUUCAGCACCCUGUCUCGCGCCUUUGGGGGUGCCCCUUUUGAUGGCAGCGACCGCAGCCAAACUUCGAGUGUUGGCGCCAAGGGCUUCCCGACCGUCAACACUCUCGGAGGAUGGCCUACUGCUCCUUCGGUCGGUACUCCCGAUCGCGAAAGACAGCCCUUCAACAAUGCUUUUGGAACCAGCAUCUUCAGCCCUAUUGGUGAUUUGCAGUCUCCUGGUUUUGGUGGCCUUGGUGGUUUUGGCGUUGCUGGUGGUUCGGGACUUGGCCGUGCCAACAAGCUCAGCUCUUUGUUCCCUCCCGCCAUGCAGGCUCAGAUGCAUACUGGCCACGAGCAGGAGAACCUGAGUGAUUCUGUUCCGGACCUUAGACAGGCCAAUCCUCUUGGUGCUAUCGGACGUGGUGCUAUUGGUACUCAGCCUCGCGAUGCCGCUAGCCCCAUGAGAGCUGGUAGAGGUGCCUUUGAGGACUUGUUCCCCGGUACCGAUGCUAUAAAGUCGCCCUUCACGAGCGGCGAGCACCAGCCUGGUCUGACGUCCACGGCGCCCUCUUCGGGUUUCCCCGCCACCGCGGCCGGCCCCGCCUUUUCGGCUACCCCUACCGCUGGCGAGCCUGGUCAGCAGCAGCAGCGUACCAUGGUCAUGCCUGAUCGCAUGCGUUGGGUCUACCUGGAUCCUCAAGGACAGAUGCAGGGACCCUUCUCUGGCUUGGAGAUGAAUGACUGGUACAAGGCCAACUUCUUUUCGCCUGACCUCCGUGUCAAGCGUGUGGAGGACCCUGACUUUGAGCCUCUGGGUCAGCUUAUCCGGCGCAUUGGUAACUCUCGUGAGCCCUUCCUCGUUCCUCAGAUGGGCAUUCCUCACGGACCCCCGCCUUCGGCCGGUCCUUUCGCUCUCGGCGGUGCUGCUGAGGCCAUUCCUCCCCUUCAGGGUGCUUUCCCGUCUUUCGGCAGAACCUUGACCGCUGCUCAGCAGAACGACUUGGAGCGUAGGAAGCAGGAAGAGCAAUUGUAUCACGCUAGGCAGCGGGAGUUCCUGCAUCAUCAUCAGAGCUUCGGCCGUCUUCCUCUCCAGCCUGGUAUCCCCGGAGCUCUGCACCACCAUUCUAGCGCCCACAGCUUGCAGAGCCAGCCUAGCUUUGGCAGCAUUACUUCCCCCAUUGGUAUGCCGCAGCCUCCCAUCGGCGCUAUUGGCCCCAACUCCGGCUUCUUCGAGGCCCCCGUUAGCCUGGGUCAGGCCCCUGCCCAGCCCGGCUUGGGUCCCGAUCUCUUCGCUUCUGACCUGAACUUGGGUGAGCGCCAGUUGCUGGCUAACCUUCAGGCCAAUGGUGGUCUCCCUGGCUCCUUUCCUGCCCAGCCCAUUGGUGCCCCCAUCGGCGACAACUCGUCUCUCCGCAGCAACCUCCCUUCCGUCGAUCAGCUCCGCAAUGACGAGCAGGGUUUCAACACUAAGCUCAAGGAGUUCCACGAGCUUCGCGCCCAGCACGAUGCUGAGGAGGCCGCCGCCCAGGCCAGUGCUGCUGCUGCCCAGGAAGUCCUCCAGGAGGUGAAGGAGGAAGCUUCCAAGCUCAAUGAGGACCCCAAGGCUGCUCCCGCCUCUGCCCAAGAGACUGUCAAGCCUUCCAAGAAGCAGACCCAAGAGACUAAGGAGGUCCCCGCUGCUAAGGAGGCCGCUCCCCAAGUCGAGGUUUCCUUGACCGAGAAGAUCAGAAAGACUCAGGCCGAGAACAAUGCUGCCAAGCUCGCUCAGCAGGCCGCGGCUUCGGGCCUUCCCAUGCCCUUCCCUCCUCCUCCCCAGGCUAACACGCCCCUUGCUGCCCCCACUGCUCAACGUCCUGCCUCGCAGCUCCCUGCUAGAUACGGCGAGCGCUCUGGUUCUGGCACUCCCGACACCACGUCUGAUGCUUCCGUCCUUGCCCCUCCCCCUACCGCUCCCUGGGCCGGCACUGAGACUCAGAAGGGCCCCAGCCUGAAGGAGAUUCAGGAGGCCGAGGCCAAGAAGGCUGCCAAGAAGGAAGAGGCGGCCGCUGCCGCUCGUCGUGCUGCUCUUGAGCAGGAGGCUGCCGCUCUCCGUGAGCGCGAGAAGGCUGCUGCUGCUGCCCACAUCGGUCUGCCCGCUACCAGCACCUGGGGUACUGGUUCCCCCGUCGGCGCCCCCGCUUCUGGUAGUCCCUGGAAGCAGCCUGCCGCUGCCAAGGUCGCCACCACCACCACGGGCUCUAAGAAGACCCUUGCCGAGAUCCAGCGCGAGGAGGAGCUGCGCAAGCAGAAGGCCAAGGAGGCGGCCAUGCAGGCCAGCGUCAUCUCGGGUUCUGCCCUUGGUAAGCGUUAUGCCGACCUGGCCAGCAAGACUUCCUCGCCCUCUGCGCCCCCCGGCAUGGUCACUCCCGGCGCUGCUGCUCAGGCUGCUGCUGCUGCGGCGGCGGCCUCUUCUGUUGGUGGCGGUUGGUCUACUGUUGGGGCGGGUGGCAAGGUUAAGAUUCCCACUGGCCCGGCUGCGACCAGCCGGCCUGUUAGCACUGCGCCUGUCAAGACUACCGUGACCCCGGCUGCAAAGGUUGUGGCCAAGCCUGCGCCCGCCGCGCUCAAGGAUGCCAAGAAUGUGGCUAUGGAGGAGUUCAAGAAGUGGUUGCAUCGUGAGCUGUCCAGGGGUUUGAACGGUGUUAAUGACAUCGAAACCUUUGCCUCUACCCUCCUCGAGCUCCCCCUCGACGUGUCCAUUCUCUCGGAGUGUGUCUACGGCUUUUCCACCACCAUGGAUGGCCGCCACUUUGCCGAGGAGUUUGUCCGUCGGCGCAAGCUCGCCGACAAGGGCAUUGUCGAGAAGGAUUCCAACACUGGCGCCAUGUCUUCUAGCAAUGGUGGUUGGUCCGAGGUGGCCAAGAAGGGUGGUAACGGCGCGCAGAGCCAAGUCAAGGAAGAUCCCAUGGCUGCGGUGCCUGGAUUCCGAGUUGUUCAGGCCAAGAAGGGCAAGGGCAAGAAAUAGUCGUCUGCCAAUGUUGCCUUUGGAUCGGAGAUUUUUUUUGGAAGGGUGAUGAUGCUAUAGUAGAGGGGGGAUGUACAGGAUGACGAAGGAAAAGUUGUCUUUUGGCUGCCAGCAGCUGACUGACGUAGGAUGGUCAAGCGUCAAGCGUUCUAUGGUUACUUGCCAGUAUGUUACGGAUAGUGUAGUAUAGCGGUAUCAGUAGCAGCGAUGAGAUGUAUUGACUGUACGUGGUCUUUACUAGUACUAUUCGGUUUCCC
Molecule: messenger RNA, 5048 nt
Organism: Neurospora crassa OR74A
Lineage: Eukaryota; Fungi; Ascomycota; Sordariomycetes; Sordariales; Sordariaceae
Exons: 3
Coding region: 292-4791 (1499 amino acids)
Molecular function (GO): protein binding
Source: RefSeq, a predicted model, not a curated record